AUGGAUUGCAUUCAAUGCAGACACAAUGAGGAUGGUAGCUACAGUUACGGAUACGAGGCAGCGGAUGGUUCAUACAAGAUCGAAUCGAAAUACCCGACUGGCGAGGUGUACGGGAAGUACGGUUUCGUCGACGAUACUGGGAAUGUCCGAGAGGUCGAGUACGGAGCGUCGAGGCGCGGAUUCGAGCCAGCAGGUCCUGGGAUAAACGUGCCACCGCCAACCUUGACCGGUAACAGCAUCGCGAAUCCCAACCAACCCGAGGACGACGGCCAAUACAGAGAGGAUCCAUCCAUUUAUUACACGGAUCCUCGAUACACCAACGGAGAACGAUACGAUCCGGCCUCUCGUCAACCUUUGGCCCAGAAUCAACCGCGACCGAUACCCGCGCCCAUCUACAAUCCACCCAGGUAUCCCACGCAGGUGCAGUACCAACCGAGGCCGCAGUAUCAACCAGAGUAUCGACCGCAGUAUCAAUCGCAGUAUCAACAACAGCAGCAGCAGCAGCGAUCCGCGUAUCCAGCCGCGCCGAUUCAAAGCGGGAUUCAAGGUCGCCCGGCACCCGCCGAUCCGAACGCCGGCUUAGCCUCUUACACGUAUAGCGAAGGCUGGAUCUUGAACUUGAAAUGCUAUCUCUAUGGCAUGGUAAUUCAUCUUCCAUUGUCUCACGAAGCAUUGCAACACACUCCGACUGAUUACACAGAUCAGUCGUUCUCGUCAUUGGAAGAUCUCUAA
Molecule: messenger RNA, 732 nt
Organism: Heterotrigona itama
Lineage: Eukaryota; Metazoa; Arthropoda; Insecta; Hymenoptera; Apidae
Source: the annotation of a GenBank genome assembly